Molecule: messenger RNA, 9487 nt
Organism: Harpegnathos saltator (Jerdon's jumping ant)
Lineage: Eukaryota; Metazoa; Arthropoda; Insecta; Hymenoptera; Formicidae
Exons: 5
Coding region: 1200-2441 (413 amino acids)
Biological process (GO): chemosensory behavior; male courtship behavior; sensory perception of taste
Cellular component (GO): neuronal cell body; membrane; dendrite
Source: RefSeq, a predicted model, not a curated record
AGAAGGGAUGAGGGUGUCCUUGCCGAGAAUAAAAAAUCGAUAUCGAGUUGGCGCGAAGAAAGUUUCGGGUUUUACAAUAGUUCGGGGGACGACCGCCCGAGGCCACACCGCUGAAAUUCGGCCGACUCGUGGAAUACUAAGUAGAGAAGUGCUCAGACUUUUUCAAUGUAAUAGUCCGUCGCGAAAUAGCUUCGUUUUAUCGCGCCCGGGGUACUGUAUUAUCCGUUAAAAAGAAAUAGGAGACCUCGCACUCGGCGCCCUCUCCGUUGUUUCCGCUUUUACCGCUCCGCGAUUUCUUUUCUCACGUAAUGCCUCCUAUGUUUCGCGCGCCGCUCGCGAUUUUUAUUUAUUUUUAUCGUGGCUCCGUGUGUAUCGCAACUGUACGUGUGUAUGUGUGUGUGUGUGUGUGUGUUUCUCUUUGCCUUUCACGUUUUUCUAGGACAAUGCGAUUGAUCGAUGAACAUCGUCCGGUGAUUUCCGGGACGCUCAAGCGAAAGCACCAACAGUGGUCCUUCUUUCUUCGGCGCGGAUUCAAUAUUUACUCGCGAAAUUGAAGAUGAACUUGAUUGGGCUGCCAUAUCAUCGACCACCUCGUGCAAUUGCAGCCUUGCGCGCCGCGUACGUGAUGUUGAUUGACUUUAACAAAUUACGGGUCGGCACGUACGCCAGAAAAUAUGCGGCAAAAUUGCGACAUUGAGGGGGGAGACAGAGAGAGGACGACGGAGCAGAAAGAGAAAAAUAAAGAAAGAGAAGUGGACAUUGAUCAACCCUGAUCAAACGUCCCGACACAUUCGCGAUCUGAGUCGCGAUUUCGCAGUCGCAUUAUCGAUGCGCGCGAUCCGCGAGUCGCACGAGGAUUCUUCGGUUCUCGCGCCGUUCAGUUACGUUUUACCACGCUGCAAUUCAGCACGAGCGCGUUAAUCUUAAUAAUCUUUAACGACCCGGCUAUUCAACAAGAAGCCACGUAAAACAAGCCGCUUUCGCGGGGCACGUUUUCAUUUCUUUCUUGCGCUCCCCAGGCACUCCUCGAGAGCGAACGAUCGCGUUAUCCGAUAAUUCUGUAGACAGGUGCGGAUUUCGCAUACACUCACAUUAGCGCGAAUCGAACGUCGGGCAGAGAGGCUCAUGUCCGCCAGGGUUACUUGAUCCGACGGAGCGUCCUCGAAGAUCCGCCGCUUGAUCUCGCCGUCUCGUCGAACAUGGAGUUCCGAACACGUCCCUUCGAUGUGAAGACCGUCUUCGUGAAGACCAACAGGAAGCGCGCGAAGAAGCCACGCGGCUCGAACUCACCUCUCUACGCGUCCAUCUGGCCGAUGGUGUACGUGGUGCGAGUGUUCGGCUUUGCUCCUUACGAGUUCUCGCAUGACCGGCUGGUACCGUCCAACGGCUACCUUAUCUUUUCGGCGGUCGCCGUCGCGCUCUACAGCUACAUUCUGUACGUGGUGUUCCUGCGAUUUACGGGCGUCAAGCGGGAACUCACGGUCCUGAGCGGGACGGAGAACGCGAAGGUGAUCAUCAACUACAGCGUGGUGAUGUACGAGCUGGUGCUGACGCUUUUCACGAGGCGCAACUUCACGAGGAUAUGGAACGCCCUGCAGGACUACGACGAGGACGUCAGGCAGUUGGACUAUCCUCGCAAGGAGACGAGGACCGCGAUUGCCGCGUGGAUCCUCACUAUCGUGACAGCGACUGUGUGGACCAUCGUCAAUCGCUCCGGGAUGUACGCUUUUCUCGAAACGUGGUCCUACAAUAUCGGAUACAUGUUAUCCUACAUCGGCACUUCGAUGGCUGUCUAUAAAUUCGUGGGAAUGGCAUAUUUUCUCGGGCAACGGUUUCAUCAUCUCAACAAGAUCGCGAUAAAAAAUCUCCCGUCUCCGUCGCCCCGAGAGAAAACUACGCACGUCAGCAGAAAGACGAUCCAAAGUCUACACAACGAUCUGAUGCUCGCCGCGGAAAAUCUGGAAUCCCUGUACUCGUGGUCGUUGCUGUUCUGGCUCGGCAAUCUCGGCGUGCACACCGUCAGCAACAUAUAUUUUAUCAUCGAGUGGAUACUCAUGGCGUCGUGGCAGAUGGUGGCGUGGCCACUGGUUCGUUGCUUGAGCGCCUGGCUCUUGGCAUUCUUCAUCCAGCUCUUGUUACUCCACAUCGCCUGCGACUUCGUCUCCUCUCAGGCUAAUUCUAUGGGCCCGAUUCUCAUCGAGUGGCACGUAAGAUUGAUGAGGCGAAACGAAGAAUGCGUCGACUCGACGUUGCAAUAUCUAAAUCGAAAGUUCAAGUUCUCCGCGGCCGGAUGCUUCCACGUGAAUUUGCGGUUGUUACGAUCAGUAAGUAACGAGAUCGACGCGAGAGGCGCCGCGUUGGCAUUUUAUACAUCCGAGUUUCCGUUUUCCACAUCCUCAUUCUUAUAUAUGUAUGAUUACAUGUCCUUGUAUAAUAUUUAAAAAUUAUUUAAAUAUACAAUAUCUAAUAAUUUCUAUUAAAUCGCGGGGCAAUUGGCAUGUAUCAACAAUAUCGAUUUUGCAGCUCGUCGUUGUUCUGUAACGACGGAAUUCUAAACUGCAUGGAACACACAAAACAAAUCGACUGAUCGCAGUUGAUUAUUUCAGGAAUAAUAAUCGACUGAGGGAAAAUAAUCGACUCUACAGUCACUCUAUUUGUUCACCGCUUACUCUUUUUUUUGCGCCGUGAGCCUAAAGCCGGGGGAAACAUAAGAAAACGUAAGCAAUAAAAUCCAAGCGAAUUGACCAACCACAGCCGACUUACUUUUCUUCCAGUCUAGGAAUAAUCAACUAGUGAUCAAUCAAUUUCUUUGAUGCUUACCGUCUUAUUGUUUAAGUUUCCUUAUUUAUCUGCUCCCGGCUUUAUUCGUCGGUUUAAAGUCACAUAUCGGGUACGCAAAGUUACACGCGUACGUGUUAAAAGAUGAAGGUACCUCAUCACGACGAGAACAUCACGUGCGUCACUGAAGGCUCGCGACAGAGCCGUUGAGAUAUAAAUAGAUAAAAUCCAUCGCGUCAAAAUUGCAGAAUCGCUGAAUUAUCUAGAUUGUUUCUCGUGGAAAAUUAAACACGUUGCUUAUCGCGACGUUAUCACGACGACGACGAUGGCGCUACAACUUAAAGAGGAACGAGCGAUCCCGUUUGCCCGACGUGUCGGCGGGUCAAUCGUGAUAAUUGGAGUGGGAAACGCGUGUUACGAGGGUCAAAAGUACCGCUCGACGAGAUAGCGAGCUUCGUUAAAUAUAUCCCCUUGUUACCUUAACAUUGUUAUCGCAAUUUGUAAAGUUCCCGAGAAAGAAAAAACAGAACGUUCCCGAGAGUGACUCGUGCGCGAAAGUGCUUUCGUCGAUAUCGCGAUGUUAUCAAUUACCGCUUGAUUCGUAAAGCAAGGCUGGUUCUCUCGCUCUCGAUCGUUCCACGUCGGCGGACGACACACGUGCGGCGCCUUCUCUACGUCAAAACUGACAUCGGUCGCGUUCGGCUCGACGCGCUGCUUCCGACAUGACGAAGGUUAAUUGGCCGCGGUUCGAUAUCCCGCGGUGAAUUCUGUGGCGCCGUACUUAAACGCCGGCUUAAACGCGCCCGUAAAUCGCGGAAACGACACCGCGAUCCCCUCCCGCCUUCACCUUGCCGGACAAACUGGACACGAAAGUUCUUACGCGAGUAACAGGAUCAAUGCGCGAUAGCCGCCGCUUGGUACUCGGGCGAAACUUUACGACUCGUUGUGUAGUUGCACACUCGGAAGGAGAGAGGAGAAUCCUCUCGAGAUCCUCUCUCUUAAGAUACCCGCAAUAAUUCCCACGCUCGCACUUCGCUCGUGCGGCCGAGUAUUGUCGUGAAUUAACGCCUUCCCGCACGCACUCGACGACCGGCUUGCGGACGUUUGCACGUGUGUCUCGCUGGGUCACCGGUGACCAACGAAAGUUAACAAUUCGCUGUGUGUAUGUAGAUGAUGAAAUAUGACGUGACGUGGCAUGACAUGACAUAACAUAACAUGAGAUACGAUAUGAUAUUAUUGCAAUGCUGUUUGUUAAUUCACAUGACGAGCUUGAUGCUUCUCGCGCGUGUGUAAGAGGAGUAAAAUUCUCUUACUAUCUCUUAUAAUCUCUUAUUAUCUGCAUCACAUGUCAUAUAUUACAUUAAUAUCACAGCAUAUCAUCUCGCAUCAUAUCGCGACACACGAUACGAUUCAUUCUAUGAUUUUGCCUUUUACUCGUUGUGUACCUUCUUCGACUUUUACGCGGACUAAAAUAUUGCUUUCAGAUCGUAGCCUUGCUGACCACGUACCUAGUGAUAUUGUUGCAAUUUCCGGACUGAGACUGCCUCGGAAAUAAAAGCGAGAGAGAGAGAGAGAGAGAGAGAGAGAGAGAGAGAGAGAGAGAGAGAGGGAGAGGGAGAGAAAGAGAAGGAGAGAGAGGGAGAGACAGAGUCGUAAGGUAGUUCCGCGUUUGGCGACUGUAAAUUUCGAGCGCGUAUUCCAUCGAGUCGAUGCAUGCAAAAUGUCGGCUUUGCAUCGAUGAUCCUUCGUAUAAUAUUGGCCAGUCAAAUAUGUAUAGGUUGAAAUUGCGACGGCUGAAUAUUGUUUGCGUACGUACGACACAUUAAUCAUGAUAAAUCUCGUUUGACUUCACGGUGAAAUAAAUAUUAGAUGCAAAAACUGAGCGAGUUUCAUAUCCUUCUGUUACGGCUGGUGAGAAAAAAUUCUCUCCCAUACCACGUGCGCCUAAAAAUAACGGGAAGAUGGCUUGGCAAUUAAUCCGACAAUUAACGCGUCUAAUUGUCGGCAAACAUCAUCUUCUCUCACACGUCGUAAGCUUGAAAAUUUCAUAUCCGAUCGCACGUCUGUUCGCUCGAAUUCACCGGUUUCCGAUAGUUUCUCGAGAACGUAUUCCUCACGCCGGACUACAUCCGCUUUAAACUACUUUCCGCCGACCGGUAGUGGGACCGAGAGCGGCGCCGGCGGCCGAGGAUGCGCGCAGCUGCGAAUUUGCAUGCGAAUUGUGUCCGUCACUGAUUACAGUAGCUUCUUUUAAAGUCAGUGUUCCAAAGGAGCCGCCUCUUAUCGUGCGAACGCUGCACUUUGAAAGCGGCGCGCGACUACGUCGGUACAGAAAUCGUCAUUGAAUAGACGAAUCUCGCAAAAAAAGAAAAUAAUUCAUUAGAUUACAAAUUCCUACGUUUCCAUUCCCGUGAACAAGUUUCUAUGCGCAAUAUAAAACAUUUGUAUAAAUUUAUAUUCGCGCGAGUUCCCGUAAUUCACGAGUUGCUGGAUAAUUGAGGAACCGAUGAUUUCGCGUGCAAAUUAUACCUCGCCUCCUGCAGACCGCGUACGCGUUUUCACGAGAUUUAUUAUAAGUUAUCGGAAGCGUCCGUCUUCGCUAUCAACGUCGUGUUCCAAGCUGACGCGAAGAAAAUUAACAAUUUCAUAAAUUACAAAACAUGCUACGACGAUCGGACGACGGCGCAGCCUCGUUCGGUGCAAGCUUGUUCAAUCUUGCGCGCGGGAUUUAUCAUCGAUUUAGCCAUCGGACGGGAAAAUUCUUUAAUACAAUUUCGCUACGCGGUCACCUGGCUUACGGCUUUCGAGACACAUAUAUACCGGAUGAUCGUAUGUGUGUAUGUACAAAGUAAUCGUUGUUUCUUUUGAAUUAAACAGAGAAAGAUGGAACGCGACGAGAUCGGGACGGAGACUGAAGUGGAAGACGAGAGAUAAAAUAUUCACUGUUCUUUUACGUAAGAGAAAAAACAUUUCGUACAAGUUACCCUGCCCCUCUCUUCUCCUCUACUCCCCCCCUCUCUCUCUCUCUCUCUCUCUCCCUCUCUUUCUCGCUUCCUCACGUUCACUUUAUCGUCUCACGGAAGUUUCCUUUAAACAAGACGUAUCGGGUUCAAUUUACGCUACACCGACGAUGCCGCUGACAUGUAAUUAUCAUAAUCAAUAUUCGACGGUUGUCGCGAAACGCAAACUCCGUGUCUUGGAAAAACACAGAGCGUUUCACGCAAGUGCCCACGCGAUAAUCCAAGGAUCGUUCAUGAGCGACCUUCGGGGAUACUUCGGGGUUGCACAUUAGUAGACACCCUGGGGGAAGUUUACGAUGAGACAAUCGCGGUAAGACGUUCGUCAUUUCCCGGAUUGCGCAUCACGUCUCGCGCUUGAAAUUCGACGAAGGCCGUCAAAGUCGUUCAAUAAAACCGAAUGUUCCCCAAGACUUUUAAGCGUGCAUUCUUUACGCGUGUCGUAUACGACGUUGCGCGCGCGUUUCGUUUCUUUCUUAUUUAUCGAAUUAUAUCAAGGAUGAUGCCCGUCCGCCCGCCUUUGUGCAUCCUCUUCGCCUUCGGUAACGUCGUAAAAAAGAAGCAAAAGAAAGAAGCCAAGGAGCAAAUACCGUCGCAGUAUCGCGUUAUUACGACUGUUGAAAGUCUCACGCGAACGACCUCUUCCUCGCCCUCCUCCCCUGCAGCGCAUAACGGCGUGAAACGUUCGUUCCUCCGCUACAUAACGUAAACCGCGAAUCGUAAAAGAGAGUUUCACGAGCUUACGAUCGGCCGGCUCGAUCCGCGCGGAGCGACUCGGUGUCGCCGGCUUCUCCCCUGUUACCGACAUAUUUUAUUAGUUUACGUCGAGAACAGCACGCCGCGGUCGCCGUGGAAGGGAAGCAGCUCCACUGUGCUAUCAGCGCGCGUACCGCGCGAAAAGACGCGCCGCCGAUCGACGUGCGCUGCUUUCGAACGGCGGAAGGUCCGGACGUUGAUAAAUGACUGGGGGACUGGCGCUAUGGGAGCGUUAAAAGCGAACAGGGUCGCCGCGAUGUUUGGAAUUUCCGAUUUCGACAACUUUUCCUCUAUCUCCGCUCCGCUUCUCCUCCUUCCCCCCUUCCUCGCCCCUUCCGCGACGGUCCGCGCACCGUCGGCCUAUUUAUCGGUAACUCCGGCAACUUAUUCGUCGUAUAACUCUCUUACUCAUCGAACAUAUGCAUUCGCCUAUUCCCUCGGGCGACUACAGAUGACACGUUAGACGUUAGAUCACGAAGAUGGAUCGGAGGAAUGAGAAGGGGGAGGGAGAAGCUGCUGAAAUAUUAAAAUCCCUAAAAGACGUUGCAUAAAGUUCGGUAAGCCCGAAUCUAGGAAGCUUUGCAGUUUGCGGACUCUUGUCACGUAGUUAUGAAUUUUCGCAGACCUCGUCGAUGUAGGCGCGACGAGACGGGGCGCGAGGAAAAAGCGAAUGCAGUCUGAUGCAGUGACACGAGAAAUAUUUCGUGAACUCCCUCACGGAGAAGGACGUCCGGGGGAAUAAGCAAAACCCGGGAAACCGAUCUUUUCUUUCUCUAGUCUUUCAGCUUGGUGCGUAAGUUUAUUGUGAAUAUUUUACGGUUCGCGUUGCGAAUCGCGACGGGAGUCACGAUAAUUUUCACGUCAGGCAGAAUUAAAGUAUCAGACGGACUCACGCGCGGAUAAACGCGUCGCGACGGCGUUUUCGCCGGCUGAUACACGUUUUGUCGCGAAAAAGAACGGCGAGAAUGACUCGACGCUAUCGAAAACGCGCAACGUUCAAGAGCUGAGCUCCAUUUCGAGCUAUACACACACACACACACACACACCCGGGCUGGAUCCCACGUCGGCGAGAUUUAUGUAGAUUCCACUUUGAUGUAAAUUUUAUUAGUUUAAGCUCGGAAAGCUCCGACGGAGAAGCGGGCUAUCUAGCUCGCGGCUGCAAAAGGCGAGCCGCCGCGCCGUUUUGUAUCAGCAGGCGCGCGCGGAUUCGACACUGUCAACGAAAUUAUCCCCGCAGCGCGGUAAAAAUGGCUAGUGGGAUCCUGGAGCGGUGCUGAAAGUGUCGAGAAUAUCCUUCUGCUUCAACAACAUUCUCUCCUUUUUUCUCUCUCUCCACCCCCCCUCCCCCUCUCUCUCUCUCUCUAUUAAUACAGUAAAAAUUUACUAUCAUUGCUGAAAAUAAAGGAUAUAAGUAUAUUCUCAAAGGGCUGGCCCUAGAAUGGUCAAUAAACGCUAUUGUUUAUCCAUCUAUACCUAUCUAUCCGUCUAUUUAUAUAUCUAUCCACUUAUCCUCCGCAUGUCGACAACAUGAGAAUCGCCGGCUCUUACGCGCAACUAGUGAUAACAAGCGAUUCCAGCCGGACGAGAAGAGCCGGACGCGUCUCGUUUCUCUCCAAGAAUCCGAGACAUAAAAUUUCCCCCAUCCCCCCGGGAUAUUUCGCCGUUCUGUGCGCUCUGUCUUGUUCUCGUGGAAUGCGCGCUCGGACUCCAAUUCCGGCGACUUUUCGGAAAAAGAAAAGGAAGAAAAAAAGAAGAGGAAACGAACAGUGGCGACGGUGACACCUUGCGAACAACGUUACGAGGCGCGAACGGCGGUUGCGACGAGAAUGAGGGGGCAAAAAGGCGAUGAAAAUCGCCGUCGACAGUCGGCAAUGUUACCGCGACUGCGUUGCAUCUAUUUUCCACGCCAUCGCUCCGGAAAAUUGCUCCUUUCGUCGGCUCGCACGCCGCUAUUCUCUCCCAAGCAGAUGCAUGCGAAUUCCUCCUCCCGAUGCUCUCGUCGCUGCACGCGACGUCUCGAAGAAAUUUACGCGAUGUACAGAUAUAGCAGCGAAACGGUAAAAAUUUAUUAUUAGCCGUGGAGGCGAUAGCGCGCUGAUAUUUUCCCCGAGUUUGAAAAUAUCGCGAGGAUUGAAUCCUGAUCCGGCAGACUGGCCUGUGAGAAUUUUUAUUCCGAAGCCGCCUGUAGGAGGAAGGUCCUCGCAAGUUCGCGAAACGGGUCUCAUAAGUUUCGAGUGUUGUCCUCCCUCUUGAAAAUCAAUAAAACAUAUUUUCUAAAAUAUAAAAUAUGUUUUGAAAUUAUAUUUUAUACAUAAUUCUAGAAAAUUGAUGAGAAUAUUACAUAAUAUAUAUUAUAUAAUAUAGAUUUUUUCAAGAGGGGACAAUGCCGACAUAGCAUCGAGCCGCAUCGAGAGAAAUUUUAUGUUCUCGGGAUUAAAAUUCGAUAAAAGACGGAGACGUGUCGCAAGCAAUCUCAUCAAUAUUCUACCGACAGCUCUCGCUGUAUCAAUUUGCAGUGGUUUACGGCAUACAGGGCUCAACAUUAAUUCGAUUUAACGAGUUCGUUCACUCGUCUCCCCGAUAUUACCAUUCGGCAUCGUGGGAUCUAAACAAGCCGGAUAAGAGGAUUCCCAAAUCCCAGGAAGAUUUAUGGCGAAGCAGAGUAUUCAACAUUAUUCCCGUCCGCCAAGAGCUUAAAAGCAGGCCGUUUAUGAAAAAGAGAGACACGCACGUCACGAAACGUGAAUUCCUCGUCAAAUUCACCCUGCCUCGGCAUAAGAUGACCGUAAUUCCCUUUAUCUCCGUAAACUCUGUAAACUCCGUAAACUCCGUGGUGGAUCCAGAAAAUGGAGAGGAUCGAGUUUCUAAAUCGCUCUCGAAUUUUCGUGCAAUCUUAUCGCUGAACUUUGACAUCUUGCGGAAAAAAAAAAAAAAAA